Molecule: messenger RNA, 2364 nt
Organism: Cotesia glomerata
Lineage: Eukaryota; Metazoa; Arthropoda; Insecta; Hymenoptera; Braconidae
Gene: Syn2
Product: gamma-1-syntrophin
Exons: 10
Coding region: 454-1989 (511 amino acids)
Cellular component (GO): intracellular anatomical structure; dystrophin-associated glycoprotein complex
Molecular function (GO): structural molecule activity; protein binding
Source: RefSeq, a predicted model, not a curated record
AUAAAAAAAGUUGGUAAAAAAAGGGAUCAGUGUAGCGGUACAUAUGCACUCGUAAGUCUCGUUAGCGGUGUCAAGUAAUAUAAAAAGUUCUCAAGUAUCGGCAUUAAAAAAAAUCUGGUUAAAGCAUGGAUAAAAAAAAGUGUCUCUUUGACUGGUAAAGUUGUUAUGUCAGAAGCCUACCACCCCGGAUGUGCUCCUCGGCUUAAUUACACCGCGCACUUUUAAAACGAGCUAAAAAUCUUGGCAUUAUAAGAAUCGAUAUAAGAGACCCUGGAGCUCCUGUCCGUGAAGUACCUGAGUUGGAUUUUAUAUUUAGUCAAACACCGUCAGACGAUAGAACAUGACGGAGUGUGCGAGUCUAGUUACCCUCAAAAUGUCAUUAAAUCAACGUGCUUUUAUCGCCCUUAAAUAUGCAACCGAUAAUUUUAUGUUAGUUCUGGUAUAAUACAUAUAAUGAAAAUAAAUAUCACCAAAAUGAGUACUCCGAUUGAGGAGAAGAUUGAUCAGAAACUUAAGGUGAGGACGGGAAUAGUAGCUGUUAGUGAUGGCAAAAGUAAGCCAAUAUCUAUGCGACUUUACUUGUCUAUGGAAGUUUUAAAACUUCAGAGAGAAGAUUUAGAGCAGGCAGUGAAUCACAACAAACCGCCGCUGGACUCUAAAGAACGCAUGAUCCAGAUAACUCGGCAAAAAGUUGGUGGUUUGGGGUUGAGCAUAAAAGGCGGUGCUGAGCACAAAUUACCGGUACUGAUAUCAAGAAUAUACAAAAAUCAAGCCGCUGAACAGUGUGGCCAGUUGUACGUCGGCGACGCUAUUAUCAAAGUAAAUGGAGAGUAUAUAACGGCAUGCAACCACGACGACGCUGUGAAUAUUUUACGCAAUGCUGGGGAUAUUGUUGUGCUUACUGUGAAGCAUUACCGCGCAGCAAAACCUUUUCUACAGAGAAAUGAAAAAGAAGAAAAAUUAGACAACGCAACUAACGGUGAAGUUGACGAAGAAUGGGAUUUACCUAACAAACGAUCUCUUAGUCCUAUAAGUGGUCACAGUAGACACGGCUCUAAUACAUCAGCUUGCUCGACGAAUUUCAAAAAAUGGAUCGAUGUUCUUACUGUACCACUGAUGAUGGCUUACGUGACACGUUACAUAUUUGGUACGGAUAAGUUACGUCGCAAUGCAUUUGAAGUACGUGGAUUGAAUGGGGCUCGGACUGGAAUAAUACACUGUGACGAUAGUGCGAUAUUGAGUCAAUGGUUGAAAUUUAUAACCGACAAUAUCACUGGCUUGACGCACUUGCAGAUGAAACUUUACAAUCGUAACUUCGGGGUUGGUGAACGAAUUGAGUACAUGGGAUGGGUGAAUGAAGCCGUGAGUAACAGCAAUCAACCUUGGCAGAGUUACAGGCCAAGAUUUUUGGCACUCAAGGGUCCAGAUCUUCUUUUAUUCGAGACACCACCGUGCAAUAUUGGAGAUUGGUCUCGGUGCGCGCUGACGUUCAAAGUUUACCAAACAAUGUUCCGAGUAAUGCGAGAGUCGGAAAAUGUCGAUGAAAGACAGCACUGCUUUCUGGCGCAAAGUCCUGGAAAAGCGCCGAGAUACUUGAGCGUUGAAACCAGACAAGAAUUAUUAAGGGUUGAAGCUGCGUGGCACACUGCUGUCUGCUCAGCUGUUACGCAUCUGAAAUCCAAGACGUUUUUAGUGACAUAUAAUGGCAGAAGUGCAGGCUUAACAUUAGAUUGGACACAAGGAUUUUCAUUAUCUUACGAGUGUAGCGGUGAAAUAAUAUGGAAAUUUAAAUUUUCACAAUUACGCGGCUCUAGUGAUGAUGGUAAAAGUAGGCUUAAAUUACAUUUUCAAGAGUUGGACAGUAUUGCUAUUGAAACAAAGGAAUUAGAAUGUCCACAAUUGCAAAAUUUAUUAUUUUGCAUGCACGCAUUUUUAACUGCCAAAGUUGCGGCAGUCGAUCCGACAUUUUUGACCUCAACAACACCAUAAAAAGAAAAUGCCAUAAAUUAAAUUAAAAAAUGCGGCGAUACAAUUUAAAUAAAUAAGGCAUUUAAUUUUAAGCAUUUUAUAUUUAUGAUUUAAAAUUUGAUACUUGUAAUGUCCAAAAUAAUUAAGAGAGAAUUUUUUAAUAUAUUGUAAAAGGAAAUUCGUACAAAAUGGGUGGAUGCUAUUUCUAUGUAAACAAAUUUUUUUUUUUCAAUUUUAAUUAUUCCAUUUUUCGAUAUAAUAAAUUUUAAUUAAUUUUAACUCUCUUUUUAAAUAAUAAAUUUUUAAUAAUUAAAUAACAUGCAAUUUAAAAAUAUGACCAUGGUGGCAACUUAAUAAAGAUUAUUGUAACACAUAAAAAUUAGUAAUAUUAAAUUA